AUGGAUAUUUUAAACUUCUGCAAUAGCACUUACAAUUUUGAAAAUAAAGGCGAACCAUACUUCGAUAGUGUUACUAAACGAAAAUAUACUGCUGCCGUGGGGCAACCCGCAUAUUUACAUUGUCGGGUGAAGAAUCUUGGUGAUCGAGAGGUUUCUUGGAUCCGUAAAAAAGAUCUGCAUAUUCUUACGGUGGGAGUCCAUAAAUACAGCAGCGACGCACGUUUUGCUGCAAUACAUACAGAAGGUUCUGACGAAUGGAUACUUCGCGUAGCUAACGUUCAAUUACGAGACUCGGGAGCUUAUGAGUGCCAAGUGUCUACAGAACCAAAAAUCAGUUUACCAUUUUUUCUUACAGUUGUAGUGUCGAAAGCAGAAAUUCUCAGUGGUUCCGAAGUACUUGUGCGAGCUGGCUCUGAUAUUAAUCUUACGUGCGUAGUCACACACGCCCCGACUGCACCCAGUUUCAUCUACUGGUAUCGUGGCCGAAAUGUUAUAAACUAUGCUUUUCGAGGAGGUAUAAGCGUUGAAACUGAGCAACUUACACGAAAGAGCCGUUUGCUCAUCGCACGGGCUACAGUUAGAGAUUCUGGAAAUUACACGUGUGCUCCCAGUAAUUCAGAUUCAGCGUCCAUAUUAGUUCACGUAGUGAACGGUGAACGCCCAGCAGCCAUGCAAAGCAGAGCUCGAAAAUUGGCACCAACAUUACCCUGUAUGCUAUUAACUACAGCUCUGUUUAAUCGAAGAAUAUUAAGGAAACAAAAAUACACGGAUUACUACUAG
Parnassius apollo (apollo) is the source of this 780-nucleotide messenger RNA. The record is from the annotation of a GenBank genome assembly. NCBI's taxonomy places the organism in Eukaryota, Metazoa, Arthropoda, Insecta, Lepidoptera, Papilionidae.